Molecule: messenger RNA, 9062 nt
Organism: Gallus gallus (chicken)
Lineage: Eukaryota; Metazoa; Chordata; Aves; Galliformes; Phasianidae
Gene: CLUH
Product: clustered mitochondria homolog
Exons: 26
Coding region: 3591-7301 (1236 amino acids)
Biological process (GO): intracellular distribution of mitochondria
Cellular component (GO): cytoplasm
Molecular function (GO): mRNA binding; protein binding
Source: RefSeq, a predicted model, not a curated record
AGCAGGAGCCGGGGCCGCGCGGCGGGAGGGCGGCGGAGGCCGAGCAGCGGCCCGGUAAGGGAGAGGGGGCUGCGGCGGGGCCGGCGGGGCUGCGGCCGGAACGGGGCCCGUGCUGUGGGCCGGAUCGCCGCGGGGUGCCGCCACCUCGAGGCGCGGGGCCGGCGGAGAAGGAGCCGCGGCCCGGCCCGCGUCGGUGAGGGCGCGGAGGCCCCGGGGUCGUCGCGCGCGGUGUCCGCCCCCGCCGCUGCGCUCCCGCCGCCCCCGGCCCGGCGGUGACGGUGCGCUCCGGGCGGUCCGGGGGGGCUCCGCGAGGGCGGCCCGGGGCGGUGGGCCCUCCUCGUACUGCGCCGCGGGGGGUGCGCUCGGGGCCGGAGGGAGCGGCGGAGUUGGAGGGUGCGGUUGGGCCCCGCUCCGGACGGGGGACGGAGCCCGGGAGCGGCGGGGGCGGCCGGGAGCGUUCCGUCCCGGCGCGGCGGCUCGGGGAGCCCCGGCCCCGUGAAGGUCACCUUCAACGGACGCGGCGCGGCGCGCCCGGAGGGGGUGGGGGGCGGCCGGGAGGGGCCCGCGUUCCCCAGACUCCGUGUUCCGGCAGCGGCGCGGAGCUCCGGGCGCCGUCCGGGCCGGGCGGGGGGGGCGGCGGGGCCUUCCCGGCCCUCCCCGGGCAUGGAAUCUCGGUGUGGGCCUGGGCCGGAGUGCUGGGGAGGCCGCUCCAUGCCGCGCUGGGAGCCGCGCGCUCCGGAUCGACCCCGCACAGUCCCGGCCGUGCUCGAGGUCAGCUGCGGGCCGGGACCCUGGGCACGAAGCCUGGCGCUGAACCCCGUCCCGUAGUGCCAGGGCUGCACGCUGUGUGGGGCCUCGCGUGGCCGUGGCACAGUCUGUGUCCCUUACUGCUGCCUUGCCUGGCUCGGGUCUGUCCGGGCCCUGCGGGCUGCUGUGAGGUCACUGGGUGGUGGUGACCACAGGGUGACUGCAGGGGGAUGCAUAUGUGUCUGUAAGAGAUAAUCUCAUAAAGGAGUUAUCUUGGGGCCACAAAGAUGCAGCUCGCCUCAUGUGCUCUUCUAAACUGAGUUCUGCUGGGGCUGGUGUCACGGUAUGGUGGUGUCUUUGCAAUAGGUGAGAGGCAGCUGAACCGCACUGGAAAUGUGAACUGCAAGAAUCUGUCACUUCAGAGAAUGCUCAAAAGCAGAUAUGUGGGAUUCCCUGGGAAGAGCUGAUAUCUGAUGAGAGAUCUUGGCUGAAUGCUGCAUGCUUUGACUCAUUAAAGCCCCAACAACAAAUAAAUGAGGGGGGCAGCAACAUGGGCAGCCCUGCGCCCUGCCCCGGGCGCUCUGCAUCUGUUUCGGGGUGCAGGCACCGGCCCUGCCCGGCAUUCCAGGUCAUCCUGGAUGCAGAGUGCUGUACCUGCAAGAGGUAUGUAGGAGCAUCCCAAGCACUGCUCUGCAACUCAGCCUACUGCUCUGCUCUGUAACUAACAAGAAGAAAGGCUGCUCCUCAUAGGUCACAUUGGCUGAGCAAGGGACUGCCACUGCCUCCCUCCCCAGUUUGUAUGAUGAUGAGGUGACUUUUUGAAGUUUGUCACUCAAAGCAAAGUUCACUGGCGUUUGAGGCUGGCAGGAAUUCAAGUGUGUGGGGGAGAGCCUCCCCCGCCCCCCCCACGCACCGUUUAUUCAAGUGGAUGCCAAGCACAGCUCCGGUUAAAAAGUUACACCGUGUGAUCCCUGCUCAGCAUGAGUUGGGCCAUGGGGGAGGGAGGUAAAGCCCUCCCUUGUGCUGCCCAGAGCUCUCUGGCUGACACAGGGCUGGCUGAGCACCCACAAAGCUGUGCUCUGUCCCCAUGCACCCAGCACUGCCCAUUGGGGUCCUGGCAGCUGCGUCACACAGAGGGGCGGCCGAUGGGGCUGUGCUGCGGAUGGGCACCUGGCUAACAGGAUGUGCUCUUCUAUUGUGCUAGGCAUCGAGACUGGGGGGGGCUGUUUUCUUUUGCUUCUAAAGUGGCGAGAGAGUUGUGACUGCCCCCUUCACCUCCAAAAAGACAAACAUGCUGGGUCACUUCCUCCUCCUGGGAGCAGAAAUAGACAAACACUUGGAGUACCUGCAGUGAUUUCCAGCAAGAGCAGUUAUGGGUUAAGUUACGUCUCUUGUUAACUAGCACAAGAUCAAAAGACAGCAGUUGUGUGCAGCACUUUUGGACUAUUUUUGUUACUGCAGUUGUUGGUGCUUCAGAACAAGCUUGUCUCACGUGAAGGCUAGCAGUGUGUCUACCUGGCAUAGAGUCCUUGUCAGUGCCUUGCCUGGAGGUUGGCUUUUUCUAAGGAAAAAAGUCCCUGUCCCUUUUCUUCCUGUCUUCUCUGUUAAUAGAGCAGAGAAUGAAGGUACUAAUGGAGAACUGCUGUGGAGGCAGCACUGUUGUCCGUUAGCAACAAAGUCAGAACACAGAUUCCUAAUCAGGGGAUCUGCCGGCCCUGUCUGUCGCCUGACCUUGGAGGUUUGCUUGUGGUUUGGAAGGGGCUGAAUUGCUGACGGCUGGUUUUUCUAAUGGGCGGUUGUAACACUUCAGGGGGAGAACUGGACCAUCAUGCAGGAGGGAGAGGAUUGUUGCUAUGAGGCAGAGGAGAGGGCUGCGAUAACAGCAGCGCCUGUGUGAUGGGGAUGGGACCUGAGCAAGGGCUGGUGUUUGGUACAGCUCUGCUGGGGGGUGGCCCUGAGCUCCCACUGAGAGCCAGAAGCUCUCAGUUAUCCCUGAGCAGCAUCGCUCCUGGGUUUCCCAGCUAGAAAGUGGAAGUAGGUCAGGAAUAUACACGCAGGGAGGUGCAGGCACAUGGCUGCCUUCUGCACAGUAAAAACAACUUUGUGUUGCACAGAACUGUUUGACUUAGCAGUCUGUAAAUGACUGAACUUGGCAGCGUCCCGCUUGCUUUUCUGCAUCGUGCCGCAUUAGUUGUACUAGAAAGCUGUUAUUUCUAAAAGCUUUAAAGGUCUCAAGUUCAUGCAUUUCUUUAUUUGCAUUUGAGGAGUAAAACCGGUCCAUGGGGCAGCGUUUGCACACAGUGCUGACACUGCGUGGCUGUUGGGUGGUGGUGGUGCUCUGGAGGUGCAUCUGCUGUGGUGCGGGGCUGGGCAGGGCUGGGUCUCCCAUGGCAGUUGAGUUUUCUUCUGUAUUUUGCUUUUUUUUUUUUUUUUAAACACUACCGACUCCAGGAUGAGAGGUUGUCUGCUGUUUUCAUGACAAAUCAGCUUAAAUGCACUUUUAGAGGUGAAGAACCUUCAUCUUUGAGUGGGAAAACGGAUCUACGCUGCAAAUGAACACCAAAGCAGUCUGAGGGAAAAGGCCAGCAGAGUCCAGCGAGGUGCGAUUCCUUGUGCCUAAGUAACAUUAAAAGCACCUGCCUGGCGUGGCACUUGUCAAUGGCAGCGGCCCCCAUGAGAACCUGAAGGGUGAGAAGGAUGCCAGGCAGAAUGGACAUGAGGAGGCUGAUGCAGGGGAAGACGGGAAUGACCAGGAGGUCAUUGUCAUCCAAGACACGGGAUUUACUGUCAAGAUCUGCGCACCCGGGAUAGAGCCCUUUUCCCUGCAGGUGUCUCCUCAAGAGAUGGUGCAAGAGAUCCACCAAGUCUUAAUGGACCGUGAGGACACCUGCCACCGGACUUGCUUCUCCCUGCAACUGGAUGGCAAUGUCCUUGAUAAUUUUGCUGAGCUGAAAACUAUUGAAGGACUGCAGGAGGGCUCGCUGCUGAAAGUGGUGGAAGAGCCGUACACAGUGCGAGAGGCCAGGAUACAUGUGCGUCACAUUCGGGACCUUCUGAAGAGUCUUGACCCUUCAGAUGCUUUCAAUGGUGUGGACUGUAAUUCUCUGUCAUUCCUGAGUGUCUUCACUGAAGGAGACCUGGGAGACAGCGGAAAACGAAAGAAAAAAGGUACUGAAAUGGAACAAAUUGACUGCACCCCUCCUGAACAUAUCCUGCCAGGUAGCAAAGAGAGACCCCUGUGUGCCCUUCAGCCCCAGAACAGAGACUGGAAGCCUUUGCAGUGCCUAAAGGUAUUGACAAUGAGUGGCUGGAACCCUCCACCUGGUAACAGGAAGAUGCAUGGUGACCUCAUGUAUUUAUAUGUCAUCACAGUGGAGGAUCGACAUGUCAGUAUCACUGCAUCCACUAGAGGAUUUUACUUGAAUCAGUCUACCGCAUACAACUUCAAUCCCAAACCUGCAAACCCCAGUUUUCUCAGUCAUUCCUUGGUGGAACUACUUAACCAGAUCAGCCCUACCUUCAAAAAAAACUUCUCUGCUCUGCAGAAGAAACGGGUUCAGAGACAUCCUUUUGAAAGGAUAGCAACUCCUUUCCAAGUGUACAGCUGGACUGCUCCACAAGCAGAACAUGCCAUGGACUGUGUCCGAGCAGAAGAUGCGUACACUUCCAGGCUGGGCUAUGAAGAGCACAUACCUGGACAGACCAGAGACUGGAACGAAGAGCUGCAGACUACGCGAGAGCUGCCACGCAAGAACCUGCCUGAGAGGCUGCUGAGAGAACGAGCCAUUUUCAAGGUUCACAGUGACUUCACUGCAGCAGCAACAAGAGGUGCCAUGGCUGUCAUUGAUGGCAAUGUCAUGGCCAUCAACCCCAGUGAAGAGACCAAGAUGCAGAUGUUCAUCUGGAACAACAUAUUCUUCAGUCUGGGCUUUGAUGUUCGUGACCACUACAAGGACUUUGGUGGGGAUGUUGCUGCUUAUGUAGCACCUACCAAUGAUCUCAAUGGUGUGCGGACCUAUAACGCUGUGGAUGUAGAAGGGCUGUACACUCUGGGAACUGUAGUGGUGGAUUACAGAGGUUACAGAGUGACAGCUCAGUCUAUUAUUCCUGGGAUCUUGGAAAGGGAACAGGAACAGAGUGUCAUCUAUGGGUCAAUAGACUUUGGCAAGACAGUUGUGUCACAUCCUAAGUACCUGGAGCUGCUAGAGAAGACCAGCAGACCGCUUAAGAUCCAGAAGCACAAAGUCCUGAAUGACAAGAAUGAGGAGGUGGAGUUGUGCUCCUCAGUGGAGUGCAAAGGCAUUAUUGGCAACGAUGGGCGUCACUACAUUCUGGACCUGCUCCGCACUUUCCCUCCAGAUCUAAACUUCCUACCAGUUGAAGGGGAGGAGAUGCCAGAGGAAUGUAAGAAAAUGGGGUUCCCCAAGCAGCACAGACACAAGCUUUGCUGUCUCCGGCAAGAGCUUGUUGAUGCCUUUGUAGAGCACAGGUAUCUCUUAUUCAUGAAGCUGGCUGCACUGCAGCUGAUGCAACAGAAAGCCAACAAACAGGAGAGCUCAGCUGCACUGGAAAAUGGCACCUCUCCGGAGAAUGGUACAGCAGAAAGCGAGAAGUCUGAGUCAGAUGAUGGUAAAACAGAUGACAGCGUGACUGGACUUGAUCAGGUUAAAGAGCUGGCUGAGACCAUUGCAUCUGAUGAUGGAACAGUCGAUCCCAAAAGCAGAGAAGUGAUUCGAAAUGCUUGCAAGGCCGUAGGCUCCAUUAGUGACACAUCAUUUGACAUUCGGUUUAACCCAGAUAUUUUCUCACCAGGUGUUCGUUUUCCUGAGUCUAGCAGAGAAGAGGUGCAGGAUCAGAAGCAGUUACUGAAGGAUGCUGCUGCGUUCUUGCUCUCGUGCCAGAUCCCAGGUUUGGUCAAGGACUGCCUGGAUCACACAGUGCUCCCCAUGGAUGGGGCCACCUUAGCAGAGGCCAUGCACCAGAGGGGCAUCAACAUGCGAUACCUAGGCAAAGUGAUCCACUUCAUCACCAAGACCCCCGGCCAUGCUCAGCUGGAUCAUAUCUUUAAAAUUGGCAUCAGUGAACUGAUCACUCGAUCAGCGAAACACAUCUUCAAGACGUACCUCCAGGGUGUGGAGCUGUCGGGUUUAUCAGCAGCCAUCAGCCACUUCCUCAAUUGCUUUCUAAGCUCCUUUCCAAACCCCAUUGCCCAUCUUCCAGCUGAUGAGCUGGUCUCCAAGAAAAAAAAUAAGAAAAGGAAAAACAGGAACCUUGGAAAUGCUGAUAACACGGCUUGGGCCAGCAUGACCCCUCAGGAGCUGUGGAAGAAUAUUUGUUCAGAAGCAAAGAGCUACUUUGAUUUUAGUCUUGAAUGUGAGAAUGCUGACCAAGCAGCCGAAAUGUAUAACCUACAGAAAAUCACCCUUCUUCGUGAAAUCUCCCUCAAAACUGGAGUCCAAAUACUGCUGAAGGAAUACAACUUUGACAACAGGCACAAGCCCACCUUCACAGAGGAAGACAUUCUCAACAUCUUCCCCGUAGUGAAGCAUGUAAACCCUAAAGCCUCCGAUGCUUUCCACUUCUUCCAGAGCGGGCAAGCGAAGGUUCAGCAAGGUUUCUUGAAGGAGGGCUGUGAGCUCAUCAAUGAAGCCUUAAACUUGUUCAACAAUGUGUAUGGUGCUAUGCAUGUAGAAAUCUGUGCCUGCCUGAGGCUGCUAGCUCGUCUCAAUUAUAUUAUGGGAGAUUAUUCAGAGGCCUUAAGUAAUCAGCAGAAAGCGGUGCUAAUGAGUGAGAGGGUCCUGGGUAUCGAACAUCCCAACACGAUUCAAGAAUACAUGCACCUUGCUUUGUACUGCUUUGCAAACAGCCAACUCUCUACAGCAUUAAACUUACUGUACCGUGCACGCUACCUCAUGCUAUUGGUAUUUGGGGAGGAUCACCCAGAAAUGGCACUCUUGGAUAACAACAUCGGCUUGGUGCUCCACGGGGUUAUGGAGUAUGACCUGUCCCUCCGGUUCCUGGAGAAUGCGCUGGCCAUCAGCUCCAAGUAUCACGGCUCCAAGUCUUUGAAAGUUGCACUCAGCCACCACUUGGUAGCUCGAGUGUAUGAGAGCAAAGCAGAAUUCCGGUCAGCACUGCAGCACGAGAAGGAAGGCUACACAAUCUACAAAAACCAGCUUGGAGAACACCAUGAAAAGACCAAAGAGAGCUCUGAGUACUUGAAAUACCUGACUCAGCAAGCUGUCGCUCUUCAACGCACAAUGAAUGAGAUCUACAAGAAUGGCUCCAAUGCUAACAUCGUGCCACUCAAGUUCACAGCUCCCAAUAUGACCAGUGUCCUGGAGCAGCUCAACAUUAUCAAUGGAAUUCUCUUCAUUCCGCUAAGCCAAAAAGACUUGGAGAACCUUAAGGCAGAGGUGCAGAGACGCCAGCAGCUCCAAGAAAGCAUAAAAAGUGGUGAACAGCUGGAACCAGAGGACAGAGCCGGGGAGGAGAAAGAAGCUGAGCCAAGCAUGCCUUCUGCUGCCAUCCCCUUAACGCAGAGCCCUGCUUAAUGUGUACCUCGCUUAAAAAAGUUAAACCACCCUUUUCUGAAUCUGAACCAGGGUCUUGGACUCCCCUGGAGCAGCUCCUCUUUUUUUUUUUUUUUUUUUUUUUGACAAUGUUAUUGCACUGGUACAAUUAAUACACAAUGCAAAGAACUAAUCUGAGAAAUGUAAUCUGUCUGACCGAGCUUGUAUCUGCCACGCGAAGGGGGCAGGGGGCCAGGAUGCAGCAGCGUACGAAAGACCCAUCCUUGGUGAGCACAGCCAGAGGCUGUUGUGCUGUGUGUGUGUACGUGUGUGUGUGCACAUAUCAUCAGUUAUUUCUACUCUGUACAUAUGAAUUCCAAAUGAACUGUCUUGAGGUAUAUAACAUUUCUCAGGUCAUUUUUAUGUUGACUAAGGACACUGCUUUGCUAAAACCAGUACAGAAAAGCCCCUAACCAUGCUCAGCAUUCUUGUAAAAUGUGGAUUCCAAGCCAAGAGAUUCAUUUCCCCCCAGUCCUUGUCCCAAUCUGUGCUAAGGAAAACGAAGCAGCCAUAUUUGUACUGUUGAGAUGACUAAAGCCUGUAAUGUGACUAAGUGGGGAAUGUACAGCAUUUUCUACAUCAGGAUAUAUAGCCAUUGAAUUCCUUUAACCAUUUUUUCUACUUUUGGUUGGCAGUUUGGCAGGUCAGGGUUUUUUUUUGUAACAUUCAUGUUCUAAUUGUCAAGAGAGAGAUAAAUAAAUAUAUAAAUAUAUAUAAAUAUAUAUAUAUAUAUAUGAUACUCACAGUUCCACCUCUGCUCUGCUUGCAGCUGAGUAACAGGAUACUGUACCCAAAGAGUGAGGGCUUGAUCUUGAUGUUUAAAGCGCACAAACUUCCAUUCCAGUGGAAACCCCAGUGCCUGGGAGAGACGUAAUGGCAGCAGCCGAGGUCUGAGUGAGGAGCUAACAGGGGCCCUAUUAACAGAGGGGAGAAGAGGGGAGGAAAAGUCAGAAAUGGAGACUUGAUCUUAUCUGAAAUAACCCUAACUCAGAGCUCACGGCUGUUAUCCCCGCUGCCAAACGUAACUGAAUUGGAAUCAUGAGUGUCACAACUUGAAAUUGCUGGGCCUUGCGGGGGGAGCAGUCUCUCCCGGCACUGAAACCUGUGGCCAAUAUCUUCAUAACGAAUGUCUUUGCACACUGGGUUUGAGAUUGUUCCCAGGGGAGCUUCCAUUGCUGGCAAUGGAUGUUACUGAGAUGGCGGAGGCCUUUAAAUGGGUAUGUCUGUAUUUCCCCCUCUCCCACCACACGCGCAUCCCAUCGCCAUUCUCGAUGCAGGCUCCCGGUAACGCCGGUCCCGCAGCAGCUCAGAGUUCACCUCUGCGGGCCAUGGGAGUGGAAUGUCCUUUUUUCCCCAACAGAUCGAGCUGUAGAGCAACUGAGGGUUGCUGAUGCACCCUACACUGUGCUGACAGAGGAGUCCAGGCUCUCAUUCUGUCUGUCAUGGCUGAAGUACCCCGUGCUAAUUUGCAUCGCUUCUUUUACUGACCUUCUGGAGAAACCAGUGCUGUCACUGCGCGCUGUACCUCGGGUUCCCGUCGGCACGGCAGGUAUUUGUGGGGGGCAAGGCAAGGUGGGCGCAGCGCUGAGGCGCAGCAGGAGGCGGCUCCUGCAAAAGAACUUGCUCCUAUUGGAAAAAUCCGAGUUCCAUGGAAAGCAAUCAAUAAACGACUACAGUGCAUCUUUCCUACAAGAACCUCCUUUCACUGGUGUCUUUUAGUCCAUUAAAAGCUUUUGAAACGAA